AUGGACAGCAAAGGCUUCAACUUCAACGAGAAGAAGCGGCCCGCCGCUCUCAACCUCACACACCAACGCACAGGAACCUCUUCCAGCUCAUCAUCAGAGAGCUCACUCAAGGUUCCGCGGACACCUCGCUUCGCCGAAGCCACCUCCGUCCACUCUCCAGUCGACGACGACAAGAUCUCGCCCUUUGCCGACCCCGUCAACCCUCAAGCUUCAGAGUCUCAGCCCAGCGAUGUCGGCUUUGGCUACAUCGGCAGCAACUCCAACCGGGAUUCGAUGCCCAUGCCGCCAAAGUCCCCUCUCAAGAGCGCCAUGAGGGUGCCCGGCACGCCAGCCAGGACGAUUCACAUCCUCAGCCCUACAUUCCGCGAGGAGGCCGUCCUGGAGAAGCGUGAACUCGAGACGGAAAAGGAGCAGGCCAAGGAUCUGAAACACAAGGUCCGCGUUCGUAUGGCCAAGUUCGCCCUUCGAAGCGUCCACUUCAGCUGCUCUCUCAUUAUCCUUGCCAUGCUCUCCUCGUCAUUCGCCAUCUUCAACGCCACCAAGCACCUCCCUUCGCAGAGCGCAAUGCCUUCCUGGGCCAACGGAACCGAUCCCUGGGCACAGAAGCUCGUCCUGGCCAUGGCCUGUCUCUCUCUCGCAAUCUCCGUCGCCGUCUUCAUCGCCUACUGCCGCGGAGGACAUCGCCGCGCUGAAAAGGUCGGCACAUACUACACCAUGUUUGCUAUCGGAUGGUUCAUCGUCAGCUUGAUUCUCUGGGUCCUCGCCGCCGCCGUCUUCUCCAACUCCAAGAACAACGGCAACAACAAGGACAUGUGGGGAUGGUCCUGCGUCCAAAACACCCGCUCCGUCGUCUUCUCCGAAAAGGUCAAGUACAGCUUGGUCUGCCGCCUCCAGAACUGGUCCCUCAUCUGCAUCAUCAUCGAGGUCGUCGUCGAGGUCAUCAGCAUCCUGCUCUACAGCAUCGUCUUCUACCGAUACUACUCCAAGCGCCGCCUGCACAAGUCCAUGGACGUCCGAGACCGAGCUCGCUCCGACCUCUAUCUCGCCCAGCUUCGCUCGCAGUCCGCCCCCAACACGCCUGGCUUCCCUCGCUCUCCCAGCUUUGCAGGCGCCCCCAUGACCCCGGCCAUGUUCCCGCCCAAGUCGCCAGCCCUGAGCCAGUACGCCUUGUCGCCUCGCCACGCCCCGGCCGGCUUUGGCAGCCUCUCCAGCAUCAACGAGAAGAGCACCUUUACCCCUGGUGUCCAGGUCAUCGCCGAGCCUCCGUCGGUCUUUGCACCAACCCCAGCUGCGUUCAAGCUGCAGGCUCCCCCUACCAAGGCUCCUUCAGCUACGCCCAAGACGACUCAGAGCCCUCUGACACAGGCAGCACCGCCAUUGCCAUUUGGCCUGUCUUCUGAGGCACCCCCUCCGUCAGAAAACGUUCAAGAGCACGGCCCUGUUGCUGCACACGAGCCAACAUAUGACGCCGUGCCCAUCCCUGGCGCAUACACCGCAGGUCCUGCAUCAUACGGACAGGCGAUGUAA
Trichoderma atroviride IMI 206040 is the source of this 1527-nucleotide messenger RNA. Lineage: Eukaryota; Fungi; Ascomycota; Sordariomycetes; Hypocreales; Hypocreaceae. The record is from RefSeq and is a predicted model, not a curated record.